This is a messenger RNA of Peronospora farinosa, 432 nucleotides long. Lineage: Eukaryota; Oomycota; Peronosporomycetes; Peronosporales; Peronosporaceae. The record is from the annotation of a GenBank genome assembly.
AUGGUGCGGCCGCUCAGGCCGUCUCGACCUCCUGACCCUCCUGACCCAACCCAGCGGACAGAGAGACAAGCUGUUGAAGCUCAUGAUAUCAAUGCAAGCAUUACACCUACCCCGAAUGUUGCUGAAGAGCAAGAUGUUGACGUGUGGUCCUCUGCGGCAGUCUCCAAACUUCGGCAGGAAUUUACGGCUGAAGCCAGAGCUUUAGAGGAACAGACACGGGAGCUGUACCGUAUGUAUCAUCUUGCAACCUGUGAAUACCCGCUGCAUGCUGACUCUGCCAUCAGAGCAAUGACGGACGACGAAAAAGCGAGGCAGCCCUCGUCGCCGACGUGCCAGCUCGAGUACGCUUGGGAAAAGGCAUACCCCGUCAGUCGGUACUACGGGAACUGGCAGCAAGCAAUGCGACUACAGCUGACGCCAAGAUCAGGAUGA